Messenger RNA from Clonostachys solani, 687 nucleotides. The record is from the annotation of a GenBank genome assembly. NCBI's taxonomy places the organism in Eukaryota, Fungi, Ascomycota, Sordariomycetes, Hypocreales, Bionectriaceae.
AUGGAUCAAAGUCCGGUAGAAAGCUCCAAGACAGCCAUUGGAGAGGCAACAACUGUCUCACAACCAUGCGCACGAUGUGUCAAGGCGGGCACUGAAUGCACCCGCGCGGGGACAGGAGAGAAACAGAGGCCGAUAUCACGGAGAUAUGUGCAGGCCUUGGAGAAUCAAGUAGCGUCUCUUGAGAUCUUCAUAAAGAAAAUCGCCAUCGCAGAUGCCGAGCAGCGAGACCACAUGCUGGCCGCCUUCCAGCCUGCCAGUACAAAUGCCGCGCCUCAGGAUUCCCUCAGCACCACCUCGACACAGGAAGUCAGAACGCCAGAAGACGCCGCCGAGCAUUCCGAAGCAAGUCUUGCGCGCUCAUCCGCCGGCCAGAUGAGAAAGCGCAUCUCGAGCAGCGCGGCCUGUUUCUACGGCGGCACAAGCCUGUUUCAGAUUCACCUGUCGGGAGAAUACCUGGCCCCAACGGGCGAUCCGAUCAGCGAAGAGUCACCAAGUCCCUCGAAUCCUGAUUCAUCAAGCCAUCACAUGGGCCCCGUGAUGACUCGAACCCCGUUUCCUUUCGCUCCCCACGAUGAUGUCUGUCAGCGGCUCAUGGCAACCUUCUUCAAACAACAGUAUCAGUACAACAUGUGCAUAUAUCGCGAGUACUUUCUUCGAGACUAUGACUGCGGUAUCGGGCGUUAUUAG